GCCGGACAUCCUUGCCGACGGACCCCUUGCGCAUCGCGUGCCUUUUGUGCGCGUCUGGCUCCUGAUCUCUGCUGGCGGCGAGCGCGGCGGGCGACACAAUCAUCAUCACAAUCAAGCAACAAUAAUCAACCCGCCCGCCCUGGUUCUGUGCGGACGGCCGACGAAUUACACGCGGACGCCAGUGCCCGGCUAACUCUGACGAUGCCUGCCAGACCUAGUUCUGCUUCUUAGGCCAACUCGCUACUGCCGAAAUUCUGUCUCGACCUCUGCUCUUCACAAGCCGACGACACUUUCCCUCUUCCGCGCCCUGGACCAACGCACCUUGCUUCACACGGCCACUUCUUUCUGGCGCUGGCUCCUCCCGCUUCCUUCACUGUUCACUGGGAAAGCACUCGGUCCUGUCGCCGACUUGCUGGCUGCUGCUUGUGGUGCCUCGGCGCCUCCAUUGACUUCGGCGCUUCUUCCUGAGGCUUGCCGCGCCCGGACUUUCUUGACCAAAUCCCACUGGUCUCUUCACACUCGCACGCGUACAGAGCUGCACGUGUCACCAGACGAGUCGCGAAGGCUUCAAACAUUUCACUGAAGCCUCCGCCACCACGCCUCGAGGCUUGCACUCCCGCCUGCAUGUCUCACUCGGAUCCCAUCACUUCUUCAUCUUGAGGCAUCGGCAGUAUGGAUUCCUCCAAUACUCCCACUCCACAACAGGAGCCGCCGAGCGUCAGCCGUGGUCCUGCGCCCUACCCGUCGUCGGCUCCCUCACAUGGCGCGAAUUCGGUGCCUCAUACUGGGUCACCAUACCCUCCGCCGCCACCGGAACACCAUCAGCAGCAACAGCAGCAACAGUUCCGAGCUCCUUCGCCUGCGAUGAUGCAGCCUGCGCAGAAUGGUGUCCAUCAACAGCAAUUCGGGUACAUGCCCGCACCUCCACCUGGCCAAGGACUCAUGCCGGACGCGUACAUGAACAACGAGUCAGGACUGUCAACCCCAGGCAUGUCUGCAGCGCAUACGAGUGCCGCUGCACUCUCAGCUCAACAGAAGCGCGCAUAUCGCCAGCGUCGCAAGGACCCGAGUUGCGAUGCGUGCCGAGAGCGCAAAGUCAAGUGCGAUGCAACAGACACCUCGAGUUGCUCUGAGUGCUCGAGUCGUGGUGUCAAAUGUCAAUUUACCAAGGAAACGAACCGCAGAAUGUCCUCGAUCAAGCAGGUGCAGGACCUGGAAAAGCAGCUUUCUAUGGCCAAGCAACAGAUUAACCAGCUCCGAGGAAUGGUACAGGAAAGUGGAAAUCAAUCGAUCCCCUCCACGUCCAACGCCCCAGUGCUGCAGCUGCCAGAACACCUCGCCAAGGAACGACGACCCUCGCCGCCGUUGAUGGAGGGAUUCGACGAGGUCCGACAAAAUAUCCGAACUUAUGGGAAAGGCAUUUUCAAGCCACCUCCACCAUACCAUCAGUUUGGUCCUCAACCAACAUUCCCUCACACGAAUCAUCCUCUGCCGCCAAAGAACGUGGCUGAACAUCUGAUUGCGAAUUAUCGCACCUCGGUACACCUCUACGCGCCGCAUCUGCACAUGCCCACGUUCAUGCAGGAGUUCGAGGAUCUAUACAGAACAGGAAGCUUCCAGCAGUCGCGUCAUAUCUGGGUUGCUCUGUUCUAUGCCGUACUGGCCUGCGGAACUUUGGGCGAUCCAGCACCGACGAAUCCCAACGAAGAAUCUGCUGGUGCACAGUACUUGAAUCACUGCAUCACGAGUAUGAAUACGUGGUGCGAUGAGCUGACGGUAGAUCACGUACGGUCCACUUUGCUCGUCAGCAUCUACUUUGUGGAGCUCAAUCUGCGCUCUGCAGCGUGGGUUUGGUUGGGUUCAGCAGUGCGGAUAGCACAGGACAUCGGCUUGCAAACAGAUCACGGCCCAUACUCGCCGAUGGAUCUGGAGAUGAGGAGACGUGUGUGGUGGAGUCUGUACAAUUGGGAUCGGGUUGUCUCGAUGGAAUUGGGCCGACCCCUGAUGAUCGAUGACAACGACUACGAUGUGAGCGAACCGGUCCCGGUCGACGAUGAAUUCAUACGUCCGAAUGGCAUCGUUAUGCCUCCGCCGAAUCAGCCGCCCACAAAUGGCCUGCUCGCUAUGAUCUUGGUCACACGGACCACCGCGCAAAUCAAGAAAACACUCAAAUCACUGACGAUAAAUCCUUCGACUCUUGCUACAUGUGACGAACACUUCCGAUCGAUCGUGGCAUCAUGGCCAGAACCAUUUGUCAACACAUCACAGACACCUUUGGAUCCGAGACUACUCACAGCCGCCAGCUGUGUGCAGGUGCAAAUGUUUCAUCUUCAUCGGCACAAUCUCUCACCCGCUUGCCGGAUGGCAGAUCGGCAGGACGCGAUGGACAGGUGCGCGAAUAUUGGAAAGGACACUGCACACUACAUUCAACGCACAAUGCAGCAUCCUGCAACUUCGAUUCAACAAGGCUACAUGUCACCCGCACAUCUGGCGACGUGGGGGUCGAUGAUUCGGACCAUGGCACCAGGGUUCUUCUGCGUAUUCCUAUGGAGGUGUCUGCUCGUCCUCACCCUGCGAGGCGAGUUUGGGGCCGCUCUGAUGCUAACACACGUAUCAGUCGCCGUGGGAGAUUUACGCAAGGUGAAUGUGGCUUGCGGCAGAAAUUUGGCCUUUUUCUUGGACAAGCUUAUCGAGAAGAUGCGAGCCGGGGCGAAUCAGCAACAGCUCCAAACGGACGAAGAACUGUUGGCAUAUGCUAGCGGAGACAUGCAAGGCAGCAUGCACUAUUCGUGGGCGUGGACUGGCAGCGAAGCGAGAAUGAAUGUGCACCAGCAACAGGUGGUAGUCAAUGGGCAUCCUGGGGACAAACCCGUACUGGCAGCAGAGCAGCUGUCCACCAGCACUCUGACUGAGCAAGAGGCGCGAGACUGGGGCGGAUGGGAGCAUAUUCAAAGAACACUGAGCCAAUUGGAAGAGCAUCAGAAGGGUCCUUCGAAUCCGCCACAGGCACCUCAACAAGCCCCUUCUGCUCCGCCAGCACCGAUGACGGCCGGCCACCAAGCGCCAUACCCGCCGCCUCAGCCUCCGCAGAGUACAGGACCUCCUUCGUACCCCUCACACCCUCCUCAGCCGAGCAUAUCUCCUAAUUCUCAUAAUGGGCAACAAAACAGUCAAGCGAACACCAAUGGCAUGGGCAAUGGGAGCAGUGCCAACGGUGCUCCAGGAAGCAGUCGCAUCAGCAUUCAGGACAUCAUAUAGAGUAGGAUUGCAUGGGAACGAGAUGGUUUUCAAAAGCGGGUGCAUAGCGUAUCUGGCGGCGCGAUGGCAUGGGAGCAAUGCAGUGAUGAUGCUUUAAUGGGUGGCAUACACAAUGCAUUUUGGGGAGGCACGCACGGAUAGACAGUACGUGAUACACAUAAAUGUACCAAAUAUCGUGGCAUGAGAUUUGGAAGAUUUCACGAGCAUGCACGAAGCUGACAGCAAGAGUUCUAAGCCACAUGUCACUCUACAUGUGCAACUCGGCAAGGUCCGUCCGCGCGCACGCGGUGUGGUGAUAGCUUUCAACCUUUUUUGUCACCGCAAGCUUACGCGUGCAUACUUUCAACACGGAAGUUGCGGAACGAUAGUA
Cercospora beticola is the source of this 3628-nucleotide messenger RNA. RefSeq lists its product as uncharacterized. The record is from RefSeq and is a predicted model, not a curated record. Gene Ontology annotation, biological process: regulation of DNA-templated transcription; DNA-templated transcription. NCBI's taxonomy places the organism in Eukaryota, Fungi, Ascomycota, Dothideomycetes, Mycosphaerellales, Mycosphaerellaceae. Gene Ontology annotation, molecular function: DNA-binding transcription factor activity, RNA polymerase II-specific; DNA binding; zinc ion binding.